Salpingoeca rosetta is the source of this 3342-nucleotide messenger RNA. RefSeq lists its product as uncharacterized. The transcript has 15 exons. Lineage: Eukaryota; Choanoflagellata; Craspedida; Salpingoecidae. Gene Ontology annotation, molecular function: flap-structured DNA binding; 5'-3' exonuclease activity; 5'-flap endonuclease activity. Gene Ontology annotation, cellular component: nucleus. The record is from RefSeq and is a predicted model, not a curated record. Bases 1 to 3342 code for a protein of 1113 amino acids. Gene Ontology annotation, biological process: interstrand cross-link repair.
AUGACGGCUGCUGCUGUUGAUGGUGUUGGUGUUGGCAAUGAAGACGAUGAUGGGGAGGUGAUUGUGCUCAUGGACGAGGAUGAUGAUGAUGAUGAUGAUGAGGGGGAGGAGGGGGAGGAAGAGGGUGAUGAGGAGGAGGAGGAGGAGGGUGAGGAAGAUGCAGACCAAGGUGGAGAUCCUCCUGUCCAAGAAGGACAACAGCAGGCAGGGCGGCAGCGGCAGGGAAUGCACGUGGGACGACAGCGGGCACCACGUGACGGUACUGUAACAAAACGACCGAAGCUGCUCUCGCUUCGCAGCGAACGGACGUCAAGUGCAAGUGUGAGACGCACCAAUGAGGACACAAACACGUUGCAUGCAGAUGCAUCAGCCAGCACAAGGAAAGGCGAAGGUAAAGUUCGUUCAAGCAAGGAAGGCAAAAGUGGCGGCGGUGCGCUGUCACCUUCACUGAAGCAGACACUGAGGAAGCUGCUGCCCUCAGCAAACAAGACUGGAACACCAUCAACACCACCACCACCACCAUCAGCAACAGCAACAGUAGCAUCAACAAAAACAGUAACAUCAACAAAAACAACACCACCCCGUUCCCGUCAUCGAUUCAGUCAGCAACGAAGAGCGUCAGCAUCCCGAACCACAUCGUCGUCGAGCACAUCGUCUUCCGCCAGUUCAUCGGCUGCCCCGCGGCGGAAAGCGAGCGCAACGUCCCCAGUCGCACUACCAAAGAAGACAACGGCCGUGAAAGCAAAGGUGUCUGUGAUGCACUUGCUGCAAAAGUCUUCAAGCCACACAGUGCGCAUGGUGACAUGUCCGUGUUGCGAGCAACAGCUCUCGGAAACGGUCAUCAACACGCACCUGGACCAGUGCCUACCACAACGCAGCAAGAGUGCGCCCAGCAAAGCUGUUGUCCAGCACCACACCGCCUCCAUAUCGUGGGUCAACCUGACACUGGAGAACCGACACUUCUCGAGCAACAAGCCGAACAACAACGGCAACAAAGACAACGGCGACAAUGAAGGUUGCGCUUCAGACCACAACGAUGUUGUCAACGACAGCACGGCUGAGCAGCGCGAAAGAAAGCAGUCAGCGCAGUCCAAGCGGCGGCAGUCUGGCAUUGCGCUCUUUGAUGCUGACAGCGACAGCAGCACUGAUGACGAUGAUGAUGACUGUUGUGCUGAUGAUGAUGAUGGUGGUGAUGAUGAUGGUGAUGAUGAUGAUGAUGAUGGUUUUGGUAGUGGUGGUGGUCAUCACGCUUGUACUGACGAUGGUCAAGGACCGCGUGCCAGUGGAGUGACACGUCAGCACGUGACAUCGGCACGCGCGGCGUCUGCCUCGAUAUCCAUGGACACUGAAGCACCUGCAGCGGAGAGUGAAGAUGCAAAGCACCAGCGAUGUUUCACCUGCGGUGCCUUGGAUCACUGGAGCCGCGAGUGUCCACAGGGGCCGUACUACUUGCGUCACUUCAAGCUAAUGGUGGACGAGGUGUCCAGUGCGACGCAUAACAGGCACCUGCUGUGCCCGCACGACGUUGCUGUGCUUCGAUGCCUCAACGCGCUGCCAAUGCCAGCACAGAAGCUGUUUGUGCGUCUGUACAAUCGCCGACAUGCCUGGCUCCGCGUGGAUCGCCUCUCAUAUCCAGAGAUUGCGGAAGACUUGAAUCCUGUUGUGUCGGAUCUUGUAGAGUGUGGUCUUGCGCACACGCCGGCAGCCGUCACGAGCUUGUCUGAUGCCCUACAUGCGCUCUCUCCCCCAAGCCUGCGAACGCUGCAGCGUCAGUUUCGUGUUCGCUCCUCCAGCACAACGCGCGAAGAUCUCGUGCGAGCGCUCACGGUGGCGGCCCAGCAGCAGCGCACGCUUCUGUCGAAGGAUAGCAGCACGCGCAUGCGCAAGGCGGCGGUGGCGUUGAUGGGAAAUUGCGUCCGGUUAAAUGCGGACGUGCGCGCGCUCUUCACGCGGCUUGAAGUCCUCUUCUUCAUGAAAACCGGACUGCGGGAGAAUACGCUGGCGACCGUGUACCUUGCUGAGAAAGGUGCGCUCACAUACCCCUCGUACCGCGUGCGCGCGAGUGCAACGCCCGUGUUCUCAUCGCGUCGGCAGUUGUUGGAGUACACGCGUGCCCUCGUCACGGAACAGCGGCUGGAGGACGCCAUUAUGAGCGGUCGCAUGGACGACGUUGAAGCAGAUCUCAAACACGCGUAUGCAAUAUGGAGGCAGCUUGUGCAGAACGCACAAGAGCAGGCGCUACGCGAGAAGGAGAAGCAGUUUCGCCUUCAGUUCACACCCGCUUGGGUGUACACGCGCAUUGUUUGCUACUACGUAGAGCUUUUGGAGCGGAACCAUGACUACGAACCCGCAGUUGUGGUGCUGCAUGAGCUGCUUGAGCAGAAACUGUUUUGUCUGGACCGCCGUGGCCGCUGGUUCGAUCGCAUCGCCCUCCACUACAGCGAGCACGUGCGGGAUGCGGCUGAAUCGCUCCGUCUCUGCGACGAAGGCGUUCGUGACCAUCACAUCCGGACCGGCCACAAGCUGUCGCUGCUUCGCCGCGCUGCCCGCCUGUGCCGCUCGUCAAAGCAUCCGCACCUCCACCGCCACGCAGAGACACAUCCACCAGCACAGCUGCACGCGGGUCAGCGGCUGGUGCUGUACGGCCGUGCCAUGUCUGAUCGUGAGCCAGGCAGGAAGAUGACGUUCAUCCACAACGACACCCUCUGCUCGGUUGAGGACUUUGUCUUGCUCAAGUUUGCCGAGCGCAACUGGAAGGGCAUUCACUGUGAGGGCCAAUUCUUUCGGACCGUAUUUGCGCUCUUGAUGUGGGACGUCAUGUUUGCGGACGUUCCACACGCAUUUCAAACGCGAUAUCAGGUGGCGCCAGCAGACUUUCACACAGACACAUUCUACGCAGCGCGAUAUGAGCUGAUCAAGAAGCGCCUGGGUGACAUUUACGAUGGUGAUCUGCAUUCCAUGAUUAUGCAGGCGUGGGAUGAGCACCAUGGUGUGAUGGCAGCUGGCCUGAGCUGGAACAUGCUUUCAAGAGAUGAAUUGGCAGAGGCAACAGCCGCCAUUGGCAACAAAGUCAUUGCUGGUGUGUGUGACAUUCUCGCCCAGGACUAUCGCCACAGAUCAGGCGGGCUGCCGGAUUUGCUGCUGUGGAAGCAGCAACCAACAGGAGAGCGACUGGCCACGUUUGUUGAAGUGAAGAGCCCAAACGACACAUUGGCAGAGAAGCAGAAGAUCUGGAUCCAUGUGCUGGUGACGCUGGGAGCAAAUGUGGCGCUGUGCGAAGUGCGAGAUUACGCAGGGCGAGCAGAGCUGUUGAAGCGACCAGUCUCGCCACUUCAGGCGUAG